Messenger RNA from Vollenhovia emeryi, 2408 nucleotides. RefSeq names its product serine protease gd-like. Gene Ontology annotation, molecular function: serine-type endopeptidase activity. The transcript has 6 exons. Gene Ontology annotation, biological process: proteolysis. Lineage: Eukaryota; Metazoa; Arthropoda; Insecta; Hymenoptera; Formicidae. The record is from RefSeq and is a predicted model, not a curated record. The coding region runs from base 910 to 2247 and encodes 445 amino acids.
ACUGGUUAGUCUUGUGACGAUACAGUGAAGGCGUAGCAACGUCAAUCCAAGAAUUUGUAUUCUGAAUAGGUGGAACACUAUACGAUAUAUCGUAGUGAGAUUUAAUGGUAUCGUAGUGAAACUUUAAUGUAUACAUUACGAAGUAUACUUUGGAAUAUUUCUCAAGGGUGUCUAAAAAAAGUGGUUCAGAAAGAAAUAAGUACAAAUAUAAUAAGUGUUAAAUAAGUAAGCAAGACGUGAAAGAGAAUAUAUUGAAGUGUAACUCGAAACGUGCUUGAAGUAUAUUGUAGGAAAGUAUCGAUAAGAAAACGCAGUACAGUACUUUAAAACAGCGAAAGAUAUAAGGGAAUACUAUUAUUAUGACAGCAAAAAGAUGUAAUAAAAUGAAACCUAACAAAUAAAAACAGAUAGUUGUACGCGAGAGUCUUGGCGAUUCUCGUUACUCAGAGUGUAAAGUUCGUUACGUAAAAUGACGACUAUACUAACCGCAACCGGUUUUGCAAUUGUUGAAUAAUCAUCGUGCAAGAUGUAUAUGUGUUUCUAGACCAGGAAAAAUAGAUUCAUAGGUAUGUGCCUAUUAUCUGUACUGAAGUGUUGUUUUUAAAUGUCAACGACUACAGAAGUGAGUGAUUAAAAUGAUUUUCCCGAAACACGUGUCUUUAAAAUUUUUGAGAUUUGAUGUUUAAUCGCGGAUACAUGUUGUCCCUAUAAUUCAUAUUCGCUAUUGUGUUUAUAUGCAAUAUUUCGCAUUACAAUAAUAUCCCAAACUCUGUUUAGUAAUAUAAUGUAUCCUCCGUUUCGUUAAAAAAUCUUUGAAAUGCCAAAUGGAAAAUAAAUGAAGUUGCACAUGUGAAAUUAUCUCAGCUAAUCUACUUGUGAUGUGUUAAACAUAGGUCAUAGCCUUACAAAAUGGCUAAGACAUUUAUCUUAUUCGUGUUACUGCCACACCUACUUUGUACCAUGGUACAUGGUACAACUUCGUGUUCGGAAUAUUUCACAUACACGAUCGAUCCUGAGACACGCAAGAUAUUUGGACGAAUCGAAAUCCUAUCUCCGCAAAGAACUGAUGAAUUUCAUUUAAAACUAGCCUUAAAAACUAUCGCUGAUCCGCUAACGAAUAGAAGCUCGGAAUUGACACGAUUGGAAUUGCUACGACCGAUAACAGAGACUAUUAUAGCUGUUGAACAUGGCGAACCUUUGCUGUAUCAGGUUAAUUUUCCUUCCAACAUCAUGUUGCCGACAUUAUCCGCGGUAUGGUUCAACGAUCAUCUAUAUUGCCUUGGCCCAGGAGCCUCAAAUGGAAAUAUCACAGCUAAUCUCGAGUUGGGGCAUAUUGUGUAUCCGCCAGACAAUGAAUUAUCGCAGAAAUUACAAUGGUGGUAUCGAAAUUCGAGCACCUACCUCAUAGACGAUCCGACUUACGAUAGCAGCUCCAUGUGUGGUAUUACUAACUACGACAUUGAUAAACUGUUCUUAAAAGCUGAGAACACAUCAUCAGUCCGUUCGCCAUGGGUGGUUGCAAUCUUCUCUUCUACAACCACAAUCAACGGUAUUGCAAUAUAUGGAUAUCGAUGCGCUGGUUCUCUUUUGACAAACAGACAUAUAAUAACAGUGGCGCAUUGUCUGAAGGACUUUGGUACCAACGGUAAUGUACCACUUCAUUUGUUGGAGGUGAUCGUAGGACAAUUAAUGGUGCACCGGCUUCACGAAGACACAACUAUCAAUCCGGAAGUCAAGAGCUACAAGAUUCAUCCCGAUUAUAGGGACUCUUUCAACGCCGACUCCGAUCUGGCGAUUUUGACCCUCAGGAAGCCCAUAACGUAUAAUCCCGCCAUCAAUCCUCUUUGUCUGUGGUCCAGUUCGAGCGAUCUUAGAAAAGUCGCUAAUAAAAUAGGGUAUUUCACAGGAUGGGACCAAAACGAGGUGAAUCGUAUUGAAAUCUAUGAACAACGGAUGAUGAAGACGAAGAUAGUGAAUCAGGAUACCUGUCUCUUGACUGAUGCUAGAUACGUCCCUAUCACAUCGAAUCGCACCUUCUGUGCUGCUUUGCUGGCCAAAGCCGGUCACUUAGAGAAUUACAGUGGGAACGGUCUGGUCCUUCUAAACAAUAUCACGGGCCGUUAUGAGUUGCGUGGCAUCGUAUCACGACACUUUGAAGAUUUGAGUAAUCGAAUUACAUCAAAUUACAUCGUCUAUAUUGAUGUGGCCAAAUACAUACCCUGGAUUCAACAACAAAUUUUGAUGUAACGUUAUCUUGCCGCAUAAUGCAAUAUACGUCCCCAAGAUGUGUCUCUAAGAUUUUUUAUGUACAAUAUAUUCGAAGUUGCGGUACUUCCUCCAUGAAAAAGUAUAUAUCCUAAAAUAUAUUAUAUAAUAUAUCAAUACUUACACGUUAAUAUAUAUAAAUG